Molecule: messenger RNA, 2954 nt
Organism: Xenopus laevis (African clawed frog)
Lineage: Eukaryota; Metazoa; Chordata; Amphibia; Anura; Pipidae
Gene: arsd.L
Product: arylsulfatase L L homeolog
Exons: 11
Coding region: 432-2192 (586 amino acids)
Cellular component (GO): endoplasmic reticulum
Molecular function (GO): arylsulfatase activity
Source: RefSeq, a predicted model, not a curated record
UCCAUUAGUCCCUGCUACACUCUUAUAUAUACUGUUUGCUGGGACUCAUUGACUUUUCUAACAUUACAACUUGCCUUGUGCUCCAGAAGUUAUAAAGGAGAGAUCUGGUGAUUACAAUUUUACAUUUUGUAAAACAUGAAUGAAGCAGAAUCAGUAUCUUGUCCCACCUGCUGGUAUAUUUAAAAAUAGGAUUUGGCAAAUCUUUUCCCAGCUGAAUCACGAAUCCUUCGAUCUAUUUCCUAAAUUAGGAAGAGAGGAACAUUUCCUGCAUUGUUUUUAUUGGGCAGAAUUGUCACAUGGUACAGGCACACAUAUAAAUACGUGAUAGACUUUACCCAGAGAAGAAAAAUGCAUAAGGAACAUCAUCAGCUGGGCUGAAAAUUGUAAGUGAAAUUCCAGGGUAAACACCAUACUGGUAUAGUGAAGAGAGGAUGGCAUUCUUGUCAAUCCAUUGGAGCCUUAUAAUUAUAUUUUCCCUAAUGGUACUUCCAGUCACACAGACUGUCAAUACUAAGCCCAACAUUGUGCUAUUCAUGGCUGAUGACCUUGGCAUUGGUGAUAUUGGCUGUUAUGGCAAUGACACUAUAAGGACACCUAAUAUUGACAGACUUGCAAAGGAAGGCCUGAAACUAACCCAGCACAUAUCAGCUGCACCACUCUGUACACCAAGCCGAGCUGCAUUCAUGACUGGACGAUACCCGAUAAGAUCAGGUAUGGAUAUCACCAAUGGAUUUCGAGUCAUUAUAUCAACAGGAUCAUCUGCUGGGCUCCCUCCUAAUGAGACAACAUUUGCUACAAUACUACAACAGCAAGGCUACUCCACUGGCCUUAUAGGAAAGUGGCACCUGGGUGUGAACUGUGCGUCACGUAAUGACUUCUGUCACCAUCCAAACAACCAUGGUUUUAAUUACUUUUAUGGCAUGCCCUUUACUCUUUACAGUGGAUGCAAGCCAAACUUUACUGUUGAAACUUCGAAAUCACCAAAACCACGGAUUACUUUUUUCACUCAAGUUAUCAGUCUUGGCGUGCUUACAUUAAUUGCUCUGAAAUAUAGCAAACUCCUUCCCGUUAAUGGAAUAUUCCUAGCUUCUUGUGUAGUCUUUAACCUAUUGCUUAUCAUCUAUUGGUACGUGUGGUUUCAAUAUAGUCAUUACUGGAAUUGCAUACUCAUGAGAAACCAUCAAGUUACCGAACAACCAAUGAAUACUGAAAGGACUACGUAUCAAAUACUGAAAGAAGCGCAUUCAUUUAUUGAAAGAAACAAGAAUGUUCCUUUUCUGUUAUUUGUUUCAUUUUUACAUGUUCACAUACCACUCAUUACCACAAAGAGAUUUACUGGGAGAAGCAAACAUGGAAUUUAUGGGGACAAUGUAGAAGAAUUGGACUUUUUGGUAGGUUCGGUGGUUGAUGCUAUUGAUACAGCAGGCCUGAAAAACAACACAUUAAUAUAUUUCACCUCAGACCAUGGAGGGCAUUUAGAGAUGACUGAUGGAAAACUCCAAUUGGGUGGAUGGAAUGGAAUUUACAAAGGUGGAAAGUUUAUGGCUGGUUGGGAAGGUGGCAUAAGAGUACCAGGCAUAUUCAGAUGGCCUGGAGUCAUAUCUCCUGACACAGUAUGUGAUGAACCAACAAGUCUUAUGGAUAUUUUCCCCACUGUACUUCAUCUAGGAGGAGGAGAAUUGCCAACAGACAGGACAAUCGAUGGUCGGAACCUAAUGCCUUUACUGAAAAACCAAACAUUGCAUUCUGAGCACGAGUUCUUAUUUCACUACUGUGGGCCACACUUGCAUGCAGCUCGGUGGCAUGAAAAAGAAAGUGGUGCUGUUUGGAAGGCUCACUUUAUUACCCCAGUAUUUUAUCCAGAAGGUACUGGAGGCUGCUAUGACAUAAGGAUUUGUCCAUGUGGUGGGGAUCGUGUAACAUACCAUGAGCCUCCAUUGUUAUUUGAGAUCUCAAAAGACCCUUCUGAGUCCAGUCCACUCCAACUUGAGUUAAAGCCACAAUAUGUGCAAGCAAUUAAUCGCAUUAAACAAGCAAUAGCAGAACAUCAGAGAACAAUAACCCCAGUACCACAACAGUUGACUUUUAUGAAUAAUCUUUGGAGACCAUGGCUUCAGCCAUGUUGUGGGACAUUUCCUUUUUGCUGGUGCGACAAAGACAUUAACAUGACUUCGGCAGACUUUACUAUGUGAACAUAUUCAGUUAUAUUCUACAUUCUGUUUGGAGUAUUAUCCCUUUAACUAAUCUUGACUGUAAUGAUGAUGAUGAUCAUGGUAGAGAUUAUGACGUGAGACUGAUUUAUUUGCUUGCAGUAUACCAUUCAAAUGCAUGUUUUAUUGUUAAAGACAUUUACUAUGGAUAUAGCCCAAAAUCUAAUGAGCUGGGUAGAAUAUUUUAAGUAACACUGGGCAGGUGUAUGUUCUGUAUAGUAUAAUAGUUUCCAAGUUCACUAGAUUGCAGAUAAACAGAGCAAGGGAUCAUUGGGAGAAUAACAGAAAAUGGCACAAGGUGUUCUCAUAGAAAGAAAAUACCAGACAUUGUAUAUUUUAGAAGAGUGCCAAACCCAGGUAAAAAGUCAGUGAUUUUAUUAAGGGGGUUGAGGUGGCAUAACAAGCCCUCCCACCAAGUGACUUUAACUUUCCUUGUCCUUUUACAGUAUGUAAGUAAUAGGAUCUCUAUUAAUGUGUCAUUAUUAAUUUGAGAAGAUUUAAAUGUUGUAGCUAAGAAUACAGGCAGAAUAAAUGGAAGUUGGCAUCAAAGAAACUCAUUCAAUACCUUCCAUAACUACCUCCAAAAUGGUUUCAUAAGCAGACAGUCCCAAAAAUAUGUUUACUAGUGACAUGGUUCUAUGUGCAUCUUUAGAAUCAAUUAUCCCCGACUUAAUCCCAUCUAACCUGGUCACCAACAGUAACAGCCAAGUCACCUGAGAUCACUAAUUUGCACCCAAAUCCUUU